AAACCAACAUUUCAUAACUCUCUCUCUCUCUCUCUAAAUUCACAUGUUUUGUUCUCUAAUAAUGGGUCUUUUUAGAAGAAUCAUCCCAUUAAUUUGUUUAGCUCUAUUAAGCUAUGCAAGUGCUUGCUCUAAUGGAGCAUGCAAGCUACAUGACAGUUGCUCCUCUAAUGGGGAUUGUGAGCCCGGUCUAUAUUGCUUCAAUUGCCAGCUCGAAUUCUCUGGUUCACGGUGCGUCCGGUCCACUGUUUCUAACCCCUUCGAGAUAGUUAACAACUCACUGCCAUUCAACAAGUAUGCAUUUCUCACCACACACAACUCCUUCGCCAUCGACGGAGAGCCGUCACACACCGGAGUUCCGCGCGUCACCUUCGACAAUCAAGAGGACACUGUCACACAACAGUUAAAUAAUGGUGUGAGAGCCUUAAUGCUGGAUACUUAUGACUUCAAAGGUGAUGUGUGGUUGUGCCAUUCAACAGGGGGGAAAUGCUAUGAUUUUACUGCAUUUGAACCUGCUCUAGAUACCAUGAUGGAAAUCGAAGCCUUUCUGUCGGCGAAUCCAUCUGAAAUCGUCACGCUGAUAUUAGAAGACUACGUACAAGCUCCGAACGGACUGACGAAAGUAUUCAACGAAUCAGGAUUGUUACAGUACUGGUUUCCUGUUUCGAAAAUGCCCCAAAAUGGCGAGGAUUGGCCUCUCGUGAGCGACAUGGUCGCGAACAACGAGCGCCUCCUCGUAUUCACUUCGAUCCGGUCGAAGCAGGAGACCGAAGGGAUAGCCUAUCAAUGGAACUUCAUGGUCGAAAAUCAAUAUGGAGAUGAUGGAAUGGAAGCUGGGAAGUGUUUUAACCGCGCAGAAUCGUCGCUGCUCAACGACACAACGAAAUCUUUAGUUCUCGUAAACUAUUUUCCGACGAUUCCUGUGAAACUGACGUCGUGUUUGCAGAACUCAAUGGGCCUUGUGGACAUGCUCAAUACCUGCUACAUCGCAUCGGGUCACCGCUGGGCUAAUUUCGUAGCAGUUAACUACUACAAGAGGAGUGAUGGGGGAGGUGCAUUUCAAGCCACUGACAUGCUAAAUGGGAGGCUUUUGUGUGGAUGUCAGGAUGUUCAUAAUUGUUCACAAUGAUCUACACCUGGAGCAUGCUCUUCUACAAUAACCCAAUAGGAAGAGAAAAAAAAAAAAAGAAGAAGAAAAGAUUAUAACAUUGUGUGUGGUAUCUCCAUUUUCUUGUUUAUAAUUAUAUAAUUUAUGUAUAAAUUUGUUGUGACAGUUUUUUAUAUUUUUUUUAUGACAGUUAAUAUCUAUUAUAAUCAAUUAGUA
Ananas comosus (pineapple) is the source of this 1321-nucleotide messenger RNA. RefSeq names its product PI-PLC X domain-containing protein At5g67130. Gene Ontology annotation, biological process: lipid metabolic process. NCBI's taxonomy places the organism in Eukaryota, Viridiplantae, Streptophyta, Magnoliopsida, Poales, Bromeliaceae. Gene Ontology annotation, molecular function: phosphoric diester hydrolase activity. Bases 44 to 1126 code for a protein of 360 amino acids. The record is from RefSeq and is a predicted model, not a curated record. The transcript is spliced from 8 exons.